GCCUCCACCAUUGUCCGCGCACGCGCAUUUCUCUCACGUGGGAACUAACUUUUUCGUGCUUUACUCGAGCAGCUAUUGAUCUGCAUCUUUCGAACCGAUUGCACGCUGCGAUGUUAUUAUAAGUGCGAGCUUGUGUUAUCAGUUAUGGGACGAGUGAUAAGAGAAUCUUGGACUAUCGGCAUGUAAAGUGACCCUUAGGUUUUCUGGUGAAAGUUGAGUGAUGAUCAAAUAGACGAUAGGAAUUGUAUAAGAUAAGCAAAGAUCAUGGUCUCGUCGAUAUUCCCUGUACUACUAUUCGCCUUAGUAAUAAGGUGCAAAUGCGACGCAACUAACGGAUAUGGUAACACAAACAGUGCUUCUCAAUUUGGCGAACUUCUAAAACCUCCACCACCUCCACCUCAGUCUGCGAUACUGCCACCAGUGCCAUUCCAUGGAGGAGCAGGGAGAUUCCAACGCCAGAAUACGGGAUACCAGUACUUACCACCUCCACCAGCAUCUUCUCUACCUGUGUCUCAUUCUAAUGAAUUUAAAUUUCCAGCCCCUUUUUAUAAGCAAUAUAAUUUUAAUUUUGUACCACCUCCUCAACCAUUUACCACAUCCCCACCACCUUCAUUAUUUCAAAAAGUUUCGGGGUGGCUUUUUUCUUCACAGCAGACCAACCAUGAUACAACUUCUCAAGUAUUUAGCAAUAGUAUAAACCAAGUAAAGAAAGAUUGCAAUCCUUGCAAUUUAGUGCCAUGGAUACCAGUAAUUAGAUACAAUUUAGGAACUAAGAAUAUAUAUCAAAAUCACAAUCCAACAUAUGGUCCGCCGAGUCCCACAGCUUAUGCUAAUAUACCUAACUUACCGCAACCGUUCCAAAAUAUACAACAUAAAUUACCCCAACCACCCGCUGGUAUUCCGCAUGCUGUUUAUGGCCCACCAACAACUACUCAUCUUCAUAAUAGUAAUGCUAUUCAAUUAGUUAGUUCAACAUAUGGACCACCUAGUCCUACUCAUACCAUUUCUAUUGCGUCCCAAAGCCCAUUAAGUUCUACUUAUUCGGCGCCCAGUCCAUCUUAUUCUAUAUCAAGUCCCUCGUAUGGGGUACCAAGCACAACGUAUAAUCAACCUGAUUCAUCGUACAGCUUUUCUAGUUCUUCGCAAGGCAUAUCUAAUUCUUACAACCCAACAAACAGAGUCCCGACUUCCACAUAUGGCACACCUACUUCUACAUCUGCAUUGUCAUUUGAAAUUCCGAAUACAGAUAAAUCACAUGUUACUCCACUCUAUGAGCCCGAACUUCUAAACCGAGAGUUGCCACAACUUGGUGAUGUAGAGAUCUUAAGAACCAAUGAACCUGAAAAUAACUUACAAUUACCAAAGGUAACACAUCCAGCGAGUUUUAAAAAUUCAUAUGGGGAAAUAAUUACUAACAUUCAGGCACUAAAUAUACCGUAUUCUGUAUCAGCUACUGCUGCUGAGUCCACAAAAAUAAAAACGGAAGUGUUACCAAAUGAUGCAACCAGACUUCCUAUCCAAAAUAGUUCUCUGGCUCUUUCAAAUCCUGCUCCAUUUAGUUUAAAUAGGGGAAGAAAUAUUCAUACCCUACAACCUGUUGCUUUGCCCAAUCUUAGUGUAUCACCUUUACCGCCUAUUUUUAAUGCAAGACCUUUUAAACCAACAUCCAAUAACUUUUCACCAACCAUUGUACAGGGUGUAAAUUCCAUGCAACAGACAUCAAACAAUGUUGAUAUAGCCCCUAGUAUUCCAAUUGUAGAAUUUACUCAUUCUAUCGAUUAUCCAGCUUCCAUAAUUCAGUCUCCUGUCAUUGAUAUUGAUACAGGUAAAAACUUUAAUCUAACGAAAGGUUACAGGAAUAUACCAAACAGUUACAUUAUUGACGGGAAUCGGGAUAUUUCAUCUCAAGCAUCUGAAGAUCACGUAUCUGCUACAAAGUCAAUUCCUGAUUCAAGUUUUGAAACUACAGGUGUGGACGGAGGAAAUGAGUUAUAUGACACCGGUAUACCAUCAGAUUUAAAACAUCGAUAUGUACCAUAUAACCACAAACCAGAGUUUGCAGAUCUGAGAGGAAUAAAAGAUGAAGAUGUUGAUAAAUAUAGAACAGAAAGUAAUUUACAGAAUAUUGAUUCACCAUUAUUAUAUCUAAAACCAAGUGCACCGCAUAAAGAUUAUGAAAAUUUUGCACUUGUUGUUUCAACUCCAAUUAAUGGAAACGAUUAUGAAAUAUAUGAUGAUGUUCAAACAACAUCAGCUCCUCAAUCUAAUUAUGCAAGUGGUUGGGAGGAGAGUAGAGCAGACUAUAGUCAAAGUUUCCCCCAGUCAUCUAAUACACAAGAAAAUGCAAAUAAGCCAAAAAUAGUUCAAAUAAUUGUUCCAUAUACCACUAAUAAUGGUGAAAACAAAAAUAAUGCAGACUUUGAAUAUAUUUCUCAAGGAUGGGAGACCAAAGAUGAAACUGAAUAUCAACCUAGAAAAAUUCCAACUAAUACAGAAAAUCCUUAUAUUAGUACUUUAACAGAAAAUUAUAACAGUAUAAGUACAACUACGGAAGAUCCACAAUUACCAAUUACAGAAAAUUUUGAUUCACAUCAAUUAAAUACCGCUGAUAUACUAAAUGACCUGUAUGAUGUUAAAGAGCCACCUUUUGAUAUUAUUAAAUUGCAAAAUACGAUAGACGAUUGGACAGAACAAGCGUAUUCUAAACGUCACAAAACAUCGCAGCGGACUCGUGGUGUAGAAAAAUAUGCUAAACAGAUUCCAGACGAUUUUUUCACAACAACAGUUCCUACUAAUUAUGUUACUUCUACAAAUAACGUUAAUUAUGAGUUCUACGAUCACGAAGGUUCCAGUAGUGUGCAACAUUUAGUGACUGAUGAAAGGAAUAAUACUUAUAGUAAACCUAGGAAACAGUACAAUACUAUUGAAAGAACUAAAACUAGAUACAGUAUUGGCAAAAAUCGGGAAAUAGACGAAAUUAAAAAACUGCACAUAUAUACAGCAGCGUCGACUUUUCGAAGUACGACCACUACACCCGCUCCAUGGGAAAAAAUCCAAACAUCUAUAUCUCCAUUAACUAAAGAAAAAAUUUACGUUGUUACCUCAAAACCAUGGUUGGGGACAUAUAAUAUAUCCAAAGGAUGGUUAAAUGCAAAAUCCUUUGAAAGCUCAAAGGCAAAUUUAGAUAAUGAGUCAUCCGGAUCAGAUAAUCUACCCUUUAAGUCACCUAGAUUUGCGAACCGACCAUUAUUUAGCCUCAUUUCACCUAUAAAACCUGAUCCAGUGAAAUCAGACUCACUAUAUGGUUUUUCAAAAAGCUGGCACCAAAGCAUAAAUGAUUUGGGGAAUCGACGUCAUAGCAACAACACAAUGUUACCAGAAAGUUUUCAACAGAAACAUUACACUAGCGACGAAGAGGAUACAACCGGUACUACGACCGAAGGACAUAAUAGAGAUGUAUUAUAAUACAUAACAUUCAUAUA
Messenger RNA from Achroia grisella, 3482 nucleotides. RefSeq lists its product as uncharacterized. The transcript is spliced from 4 exons. The coding region runs from base 265 to 3465 and encodes 1066 amino acids. NCBI's taxonomy places the organism in Eukaryota, Metazoa, Arthropoda, Insecta, Lepidoptera, Pyralidae. The record is from RefSeq and is a predicted model, not a curated record.